GUGACUAUUUCCCUGCCCUUUGGCUUGGGCAAGUGUUCAGCUGCUGUUCACCGACCUUUGCUGCUCCUGCCACCUGCUGCUAUCAUGAGCCGGCCCAGCCGGCUGCAGAGGCAAGUUCUGAGCCUGUACCGCGAGCUUCUGCGCGCUGGGCGCGGGAAGCCGGGCGCCGAGGCGCGGGUGCGGGCCGAGUUCCGGCAGCACGCCAGCCUGCCACGCACCGAUGUGCUGCGCAUCGAGUACCUGUACCGCCGCGGACGGCGCCAGCUGCAGCUGCUGCGCUCCGACCACGCAAAGGCCUUGGGUGCUUUCGUGCGCCCGCGGGGCCCGACGGAGGAGCCCGGCGGCGCGGCGGCUCUGGGGACCCCGUCCGAAGAUGGUGAUGGUCCAAGGAACCCUCUGGACAGCUCCGGGGCACCGGAGAUCCGACCCGACGGACGAUGACAGAAGAGCUCUUUCAGUAGUGCAGGGGGCCCGCUUGGCUCCUUGGAGGGGCCCGAGAACCCAUCUGAUGGAAGGUGAGAGGUCUCGAGAAACUAGCUCCACGGAAACAGCCCUCCUGGCGACGUGAGCGUAGAGAGCCCAGUGGUGGACCGUGAGAGAUGUCCGACCUUUCCCCAUACCUGGUGGCAGGUCAGUUCCCCCACCCCCAGUGAGGGCUUGGGGUGGCCUGGGAGGCUGAACAGUGCCGUGCGGAGAUCAACUUAUCCAGAGUCAUGGGGAGCCCAGACGCCCCCUCCCUCUGUAAUGGACGAAGAGCCUGAGCCCCUUCUCUUCACCUCUGAGAAUACAUUUACCCCUGACUCUUGAAGGGACUGCCCUUUCCUGUAUUUAACUGAGAAGAGCAGGUUUUUUGCUGAGAAGCACUUUGGAAAGAUGCACUGAUGAACCGUGAGCAGCCUGCAAUCCCCUUUGGAAAACCUUACUCCCCUCACCCCACCUCCAUACAUUGUGUCAAACUGGAACCAUGAGGAAGGGUUGGGGGUUCUCACCCCCAGCUGAUCAGCUCAAGAAUCCGUAUUCAUUUGUUCUAAGGGGCAACCCCAACUCUUGUGCUUCUUCUUUCUCAGGACUGUUGCACAAAAGGAAUAAAAUUGGGGAUGUUCUAUGUCCCUGUUCUUAAGG
Messenger RNA from Sciurus carolinensis (gray squirrel), 1122 nucleotides. RefSeq names its product succinate dehydrogenase complex assembly factor 1 (gene Sdhaf1). Gene Ontology annotation, biological process: mitochondrial respiratory chain complex II assembly. Gene Ontology annotation, cellular component: mitochondrion. The coding region runs from base 85 to 441 and encodes 118 amino acids. NCBI's taxonomy places the organism in Eukaryota, Metazoa, Chordata, Mammalia, Rodentia, Sciuridae. The transcript has a single exon. The record is from RefSeq and is a predicted model, not a curated record.